GUAAUCUCCAGAGAGAAAGUUAAAGAAAAUUUUCUACUACUUGGUUUUUGAAAAGAGUGCAAUUUAUUAGUUUGUACGAAACACGCGCAUGCGUGUAGAAAAUUCUUAAAAUCGCGACCUGAUGCGAUGAUUAAUUGCUUUUCCUUCGAUUCUAUGAAUUUUUUCGCCCUGUACUACUAGUUCAAUUCAUUAUCGAUAAUAGAGUAAAUAAUACCGUGCGAGUUUUUGAGAUAAGCAGACCCAGUGGUCGUGCUUUGGAACUUGUAAUAUAUACUUAAGUUUGAGAAUGGCGAAAUUUGUAAAAUUUACAAAAUUGAGAUCUUCUACAGACAGCACCUUCUGGGCAAAAUUUGUGGAAUUAAAGAUUGACAAAUUCAAACUUGAUGAGAAAAGUGUCAAUCUAUGGGGAAAUUACAAUCUGCAAUCGUUAAACGAAGACAACACCAAUCCAUUGGUGUUGGAUUUCACAUCGUUCAAUGAAGACUUGGAGACAUUAAAUAAUAAUUCAUCGGUUCUUUGCUUUGGACAUAUGAUUAAUACAAAUACUUUUGAAGCAUUUCGUCAAAUUAAUCCUGAACAAUUUAUCGACUCCAUGGGAAAGGAUAUUAUAAAUAAUAUUCAAGAUGGAACAAUAUUGCAAAACCCAUGGAAAUUGUCAUUGUUUUUAGUCUUGGCUUAUUCAGAUUUAAAAAAAUAUAAAUUUUAUUAUUGGGUUGCACAUCCCACUCCAUUGAAAUUGCCUGAAAUGUAUUAUCAAGAAUCUCCACAAUCAAUUAAUGAAGAAUUCACAGCCAAACAAGUAGAAGAUUUGUCUCAACAUUUCUUACAAUUAGAUAGCAGGACAAAAAGUUAUUUUACAGUUUCAAUAUCAAAAGAAGGUAAACUGAGUAUUAUUGACUUGGCAACAGGAGUAGAAACAAUUAAUGCAAGGGAAAAGCAAUCACAAGAAUAUAGUGAAAUAUAUUUUGCAUUUUAUGACCCAUGUAUGACUUCCAAUCCAGGUUGGCCUUUACGUAAUCUUUUAUGCCUUUUAUGUUGGCAUUGUCCUAUAUAUUAUUUUUCAAAAAACAUUAAAUUUAUUUCCAUACGAGGGAAUAAAGCACAGAAAAGUAUUGUUUUUAAACUUAAGACCAAAGAAUAUGAAAAUUAUAAAGACAUAAGAGAUGCUUUAUUUAUGAGUCAUCUGGUGGGUUGGGAAAGCAACUCAAACGAUAAAUUGGGUCCCACCAUAGUUAAUUUAUCUGAUACAAUGGAUCCAACCAAAUUGUCAGACAGAGCUAUCAAUCUGAACUUAAAGCUAAUGAAAUGGCGUCUUGCUCCUGACCUAGAUUUAGAAAAGAUCUGUGAUCUUAAAUGUCUUUUAUUAGGCGCUGGAACCUUAGGUUGUUCCGUAGCAAGAGUUCUCCUAGGUUGGGGAGUUAAUAACAUAACUUUCGUCGAUAGCUCCAACGUAUCUCAUAGCAACACAGUGCGACAAAGUUUGUACAGUCACCAGGACGCUGUGAAGCAUAAGUAUAAAGCAUAUGCAGCUAAGGACGCUUUAUUGAACAUCCGACCGAGCAUAAAUGCAGAAGGUGUAGUUUUACACAUUCCAAUGCCCGGGCAUGUUGUUGGUAAAAGUAUGCUGGAUUCUACGAAGCAGUCCCUGGAAAAAUUGGAAGAACUUGUCGAUAAGAGCGACGUUGUCUUUCUUCUAUUGGAUUCUCGAGAGGCCAGGUGGCUACCUACGGUUCUCUGCGCUGCUAAGAACAAGAUUGCCAUCAAUGCAGCCUUGGGUUUUGAUUCUUAUACAGUACAGAGGCACGGUACUCGAAAUUUCACUAGUCCAGAUUCACCAGACUUGGAUGCUAGGAAUCCCCGUGGUAUGGACCUUGGUUGCUAUUUUUGUAACGAUGUAACACAGCCUGGAAAUUCACAAACUGACAGAACAUUGGAUCAGCAAUGCACAGUUAGCAGGCCGGGUUUAUCACAGAUUGCUGCAGGAUUAGCAGUCGAGUUAUUGGUAGCUUUGUUGCAGCACUCUCAAGGAAUCGAGGCUGCAGCGUUGGUGGGUAACAGCAGAGAUAUUAGCCCAAGCGAUACAGAAUUUGUAGGCUUGUUGGGAUGUAUACCGCAUACGAUACGAGGUUCCCUGUGGAAUUACGAUACUCACUUAACGAUUACUCAUAGAUUUACAUCCUGCACAGCUUGCUCUGUGCCCAUUAUCGCGGAAUAUAAAAAUCGGGGUUUAUCUUUUGUUUUGGACGCGUGUAAUAUACCGAAUUAUUUAGAAAAAUUAUCAGGACUGGAGCAAAUACUUAAGAGGCCCGAUUUAGACGAGCUUUGUUACGCGUUGGAUAGCAUAAGCGAUGACGAUGAGGAUGAUGGAAAUGAUGUGAUACCUUAAAUAUGCGAAUUUUUCUCUUUAACAAAGUUCUAGUUCUUGUAAUACAAUAUUUAAAGAAUUCAAUUUUACCACAUAAAAAGCAUUGGAAGAAUUUAUAAUCUAAUAUCCAUAUUCGUUAAUUGCAAUCGCUUUAUUUUAAUUUUUUUAUCAUUGUGUUGACAUUUGACAUUAAUGUAUGUCAAAAUCUCAUUGCAAGAUAUGUCUUAUUACGCUCAUGACUUGUGUAUACAGAUUUUAUGCAAAUAUUAGAAGAGUAUACAAGAGGUUACGCCUCUGAAUUUGUUUUUAAUGCUAAAUAUGUUGAAUAAAACAUUUGAAUUGCCUGAAAACUGAAAGAAAGACAGGCUAAUUGAGACUUAAGCUCAACUUUAAAAGAAAUCUAAGAAGAAUUAGCCCUUCAAAAAUUUUGUUUGCUAAGAAAGAAUUAUAUGAAAUUGUAGGCAUAAUUGAUGGAGGGAAAAGAGGGAGUUUGAACUGUAUUUAUACGGUCGGCGUGGCGCGCGUUUGUGCCUCUAGCAAUCUUCCCGCUAGAGAGCGCCUCGACGGACGAAUACCAGACAUUCCAGCGUAAUGUUUAAGUAGUGGGGAAUCGAGGCUGGCUCUCGUGUGUCAAAGAGCCUGUGUUCCUUGUGUGUUCGACCGCAUACCAUUAGAUUUUCCAUCGUUUUCAAUGAAAAUACGUACUGUGCGUUGGCUCGACGUGCCAGCGGACGUCGUGCCGGAUGUUUGAUCCUCUGUUCGUCAGCCUGUCAAUGCAGAAACAUCGAAAUGAAAUUGCGACGCCGGUUGCAUGGAAGUUUGGAAAGAGAGCAGGAGGCGCGAUACGAGAGUAAGAAGAGGAACGCUGUUACUAGUAAUAGCUUUGAGCAUGCCUACAUAAUUCGGAGUUAUCACUGUACAAACAUACACACAAGUAUCACCGAUCAAGUAACUCUUAAUAUCCUCUUAGCGUUUAUUUCCUUAAAUAAAGCUUUGUAUGUAAAAAAUACAAGAUCCUAAAGGAUUUUCUUUCUUUCAGCGGUGAUAUAAUUUUCGAUGUCACGACAUGUCACACAUGGUAUAUAUACUACCUUGCAUAAGUAUUUGGACACUUGUUGCAAUUCAAUCAAAACAUUGGUAUCUUUAUUAUAUUUUCAACAUUAUAACAGGAGAAUGUCUCUCUAUUAUUAAUUCUUUACUUCUUGCCUUAAUUGCGACCAAAUGUUCUGCUAAAUUGAAACUGAAACAAGUAAUAUACCGAGCAUUGAUCAACUUCUAUAUUUAUCUCUAAUAAAUAGCUUAUACCUCAUAAAGUCCAUGGAAACUUUUAGAAUAUGGUUGGAAACAUAUAUUCCGAUCAUUCUAAGAUGUCAAUAUUGAACAGAUAUAUUUCAUCAAGCUUCGAUCAUUGCUUUUUUAUUUACACUACGUAGUACCAACUAUUAAUGUUACCAAUGUCUACUAAUUGUAUGUAGUUCCCUGAGAUAAAAGAUCAGAAAAUUAGAUCGAAGAGCUUUAUUUGAACUAUUUUAUAUACUUGCAAUAAUUUGCAAGUCUCUAAAUACUUAUCCACUAUAAUAUAUGUUAUUGAAUACAUCUCAAAUCAAAUAUAUAUAUAUAUAAGUCUAUAUAUGUAUAUAAAAGUGGUAAGAACUUUUGUUCUAAUCUAAUAAUUGGAGAGUAAUUCGAAGCCAUUACUAGUCGGUAUGUUAACGGUGGGUGGAGUGGGAUCUGGGAUCGAGUGGAUACGCGUGGGGACUCGCGAAGCGGCGUCGGGUGGGCUGCACGCGAAGAGGCGGAGGACGCGGGCGGCAGACCUCUGGUGAGGGGUCCGCAUUCCACAGACAAUGUCACGUUUUUUAAUCCCCGUUUUACUUUAUUUGUACUGGCUUCGGCCGCGAGGAAGGCCCCCAAACAGUUAACUUCGACUUCUGUCCCCAGAGAGCAGAGAUCCUCGUGACGGUGCCGUGGUCGUCAGCGUUCUAUCGCGGGAAUUUCAACCCGUGUGUCGAACACCUGCUGCAUCUCUACCUCGAGAAACACUUCCUAUCUGAAGUUCAAUCCCGCGGACAAGUGAAGUUCUUUUAGAAAUAAAAACUAAAAAGGGUGAAAUUGGUGGAUCAAGGAUACCUUUGUUCAAGUUCUCGAAGAAGAAGUACGAGAGAAGAGAUGUCCGCCGUCGAGAGCGCCUUGGACGUCCUCUCCAGGGCGGCUACCAUGGUGCAAG
This is a messenger RNA of Bombus huntii, 4592 nucleotides long. RefSeq lists its product as uncharacterized. The coding region runs from base 287 to 2386 and encodes 699 amino acids. Gene Ontology annotation, biological process: cellular response to nitrogen starvation; piecemeal microautophagy of the nucleus; autophagy of mitochondrion. Lineage: Eukaryota; Metazoa; Arthropoda; Insecta; Hymenoptera; Apidae. Gene Ontology annotation, molecular function: Atg8 activating enzyme activity; Atg12 activating enzyme activity. Gene Ontology annotation, cellular component: phagophore assembly site; cytoplasm. The transcript is spliced from 11 exons. The record is from RefSeq and is a predicted model, not a curated record.